Amphimedon queenslandica is the source of this 904-nucleotide messenger RNA. RefSeq names its product neurotrypsin-like. The coding region runs from base 200 to 892 and encodes 230 amino acids. The transcript is spliced from 5 exons. The record is from RefSeq and is a predicted model, not a curated record. Gene Ontology annotation, cellular component: membrane. NCBI's taxonomy places the organism in Eukaryota, Metazoa, Porifera, Demospongiae, Haplosclerida, Niphatidae.
AUUACCAUCCUCCAACAGCUCAGAGAAAGUAUACAAAAAAGUUGGUGUUUGCUUCGGAAACUCCUGGGGAUAUAUUUGUCCGGAGGACUGGGACAAUAACGACGCUAAAGUAAUCUGUAGGCAAUUGGGACUCUCUUUAACAUGGACGGGAGGUAAAGGAAUUGAUGCUGAAUAUGAAAAUCUUAAUGACCGGUUGUGGAUGAAUGAGGUUCAGUGUACAGGGAAUGAGACUAGAUUACUGGAGUGUGGCAGAAGGAGAUUAGGGACUUUGAGGUCAAAUUGUGACGAUGGUGGAUUUGCAGCUGUAGCCUGUCUUAGAGAAAUCCCCUGUACUAAUGGUCAGUUUCGUCUGGUUUCAGCUGCUCCUGCUAAUACAACCCAGCAGCUGGUAACUAAGGGAAGGCUGGAGUAUUGUAUAGACCUGUCCUGGGCUAGUGUAUGUAGGCGUGGCAAUUACGCUGACAAAUUAAACAUUAUUUGUCGUAAAAUGAAUAUUUUUAGUACGGCAGCUCCUCGUUUAUUACUAGUCCCUGAUAUCACAGCUGCUACUGAUAAUAUUGUGACAAUUAGUAUCAACUGUGCUCCGCCCACUCAAGAUAAUUGCACUGUCAUUGUUGACGAUAGGGCGGAGUCUUCCUGUUCCCAUAGUGACGACAUUGGGAUUGAUUGUAAUCCUAGUAUUGAACCGACAGCUGGAGGAGGAGGAGGACAACGAAAUUAUGUUUUAUUGAUAGCUAGUGUCACUACAGCUGGUGGUUUGUUCCUAACGGUUACACUGAUAUUGCUAAUUAUUAUUAUAAUCGCUUGUGUUGUUGUCAAAGUUAAAAAUAAAAAGAAACUGGAUUUAUACAAUCAAACCUAUGAUCGGAGACCAUCUGGUGAUAAAUGGUGAGAUACUGGAAAA